AUUGAGCAAACCUCCAUCUGUCAAACAAACCAAACAAAACAUUCUGCGCUUGUUUUGGGAACGGUACGGCAUCAUCUGUCCGUAAAAUUGCCAGUUUAAUCAGUGUUAGCCAUGGAGCACAUUCCAUCCAUUCGACGACGGUCUUCAUUAUUUUCGACAAAUCAAGUCAGUGAUUCUGGUUCGGUUUCUAAUGAAGCCAUUAGAUACGAGAAGCAGCUUAGACAGGAAAUAAAAGAGUGGACCAAUUUGAUUCGGUCAAAGUAUGUUAAGUUACAACAAUUACGUACGGCGUCCUGCAAAGUUGAUCAGUCCAUCCUAACAGACGAACAGCGAAGAUAUCUAGCUGACGGUCCUACGGUGGAAAACUUUAUUGCGGAAACUGAGACAUUUGAUAAAGCUGUUACUGCUUACGUUACCCGCAAAUCCUUCCUGAUGGAGAGGAACGCAUACAUCGUCCAGGAAGCUAAAGCAUUGGUUGAACUUGAGCUGAAAGACUCAAUAGCUGACGAACUGGCCGACAGUAUCAUUGCAUAAAACUGUAUCAAAAAAGUAUGAUUAACGUAGAGCAUCGAAACGCAAUGAAAACAACGCUGCUUGCCGCAUUUCAAAUGA
This is a messenger RNA of Anopheles arabiensis, 612 nucleotides long. RefSeq lists its product as uncharacterized. Lineage: Eukaryota; Metazoa; Arthropoda; Insecta; Diptera; Culicidae. Bases 112 to 534 code for a protein of 140 amino acids. The record is from RefSeq and is a predicted model, not a curated record. The transcript is spliced from 3 exons.